CCUGUAAACUACAGUUGUAGCAUGCGGGUUUUGUUUUUCUGGGCUCCCCUAAACUCAGCGGCUGGGAGCAAAUCCUUUCGUCCUCCUCUCUCUCUCCUCCAGCAUGGCCGCCGCAGCCGCCGCCUCCUAUCGUCAUCAUUCCACCUCUCCCGCUGCCCGUCUGAUUACCUUAAAACCGCCGCCUCCCCAAAUCCCCUCCUCCUCCGAAACCCUACCCGCCGGCGCCACCGCCGGAUCUGCUGCUCCACCGCACCAGCGGACGCCGAGCCCCAGUCCUCCACGAACCGCCGCCCGGCGGAAGAACAUCCGCGAGGAGGCCGCUCGCCUCGAGCUCGCCGCCCCCGCCAACGGCUUCUCCGCCUGGUACGUCCCCUUUGGCGCUCCGGCGGACGAUGGCCCAUCCGGCGAGCGCUACUCCCUCGACGAGAUCGUUUACCGGAGCCGGUCCGGUGGCCUCCUCGACGUCCGCCACGACAUGGAGGCCCUGAAGAAGUUCCCGGGCUCCUACUGGCGCGUCCUCUUCGACUCCCGCGUCGGCCGCACCACCUGGCCCUACGGCUCCGGCGUCUGGAGCAAGAAGGAGUGGGUCCUCCCCGAGAUCGAUGCCGACCACAUCGUCUCCCUCUUCGAAGGCAACUCCAACCUCUUCUGGGCCGAGCGCCUCGGCCGCGAGCACCUCGGCGGCAUGCCCGAUCUCUGGGUCAAACACUGUGGCAUCUCCCACACCGGCUCCUUCAAGGACCUCGGCAUGACCGUCCUGGUCAGCCAGGUCAACCGCCUCCGCCGCCAACCACUCAACCGCCCCAUCGCCGGCGUCGGCUGUGCCUCCACCGGCGACACCUCCGCGGCCCUCUCCGCCUACUGCGCCGCCGCCGGCAUCCCCGCCAUCGUCUUCCUCCCCGCCGACCGCAUCUCCCUCGCCCAGCUCGUCCAGCCCAUCGCCAAUGGCGCCACCGUCCUCUCCAUCGACACCGACUUCGACGGUUGCAUGCGCCUCAUCCGCGAGGUCACGGCCGAGCUCCCCAUCUACCUUGCCAACUCGCUCAAUUCCCUCCGCCUCGAGGGUCAGAAGACCGCGGCCAUAGAGAUCCUCCAGCAGUUCGACUGGGAGGUCCCCGACUGGGUCAUUGUUCCCGGGGGCAACCUCGGCAACAUCUACGCCUUCUACAAGGGUUUCGACAUGUGCCGGGAGCUCGGCCUGGUCGACCGCAUGCCACGUCUCGUGUGCGCCCAGGCCGCCAAUGCCAACCCCCUCUAUCUCCACUAUAAGUCCGGAUGGACCGACUUCAAGCCGGUCACUGCUGCCCCGACCUUUGCCUCUGCCAUCCAGAUAGGAGACCCCGUGUCCAUUGACCGUGCUGUGUUUGCGCUCCGUGCGACGGAUGGGAUUGUCGAGGAGGCCACCGAGGAGGAGCUGAUGGAUGCCAUGUCGCUCGCCGACCACACCGGCAUGUUCGCAUGCCCCCACACUGGUGUCGCCCUUGCCGCCCUCACGAAGCUGAGGGAUAGGAGGGUCAUCAAGGCCAAUGACCGGACAGUGGUUGUGAGCACUGCGCAUGGGCUCAAGUUCACUCAGUCCAAGGUCGACUACCACUCCAAAGAAAUCGCCAACAUGGCGUGCAGGUAUGCGAACCCGCCUAUCAGUGUGAAGGCCGAGUUUGGGGCCGUGAUGGACGUCUUGAAGAAGAAGCUCGAUGUAAAGGGGAAAGUCCGAUCAUCGGAUCACUUGAGGGUCAAGACUGUGAUUUGGCUGACGAUCCAAGUUGCGGUGCUACAGGUGUUGUUUUUCCUUUCCCAUUUCUCACUUGAGAGAUGGUGCACAUUUCAAGUUGUAGCAAGCUGUUAGCUUUCUCCUCCUAUUCUUUCUUCUUUUCUUUGGCUCGAGUGGUUGCCCUGCAUUACUUCAAUUCUAUGUCAGGUCUUUUUGUGAUAAGAGAGUAGGAUUCCUGAAUAGGUUGGGUUAAGGAUGUAAUUUGAUUCUGACUUUAGAGGAUGGAGCUUAGUGGUUCAGAUAGGUUUUAUAUGCUAUGCUUGGGAAGGAUGAAUGGCUCCCAUAAAAGAAUCUUUUGAUUCUCUCAUGAUUGGUUUAAUCAAAGGUGCGGUAAUUUACG
This is a messenger RNA of Elaeis guineensis (African oil palm), 2111 nucleotides long. Its product is annotated as threonine synthase, chloroplastic-like. Gene Ontology annotation, biological process: amino acid metabolic process. The record is from RefSeq and is a predicted model, not a curated record. Gene Ontology annotation, molecular function: pyridoxal phosphate binding. Lineage: Eukaryota; Viridiplantae; Streptophyta; Magnoliopsida; Arecales; Arecaceae.